Chenopodium quinoa (quinoa) is the source of this 520-nucleotide messenger RNA. RefSeq lists its product as uncharacterized. Lineage: Eukaryota; Viridiplantae; Streptophyta; Magnoliopsida; Caryophyllales; Amaranthaceae. The record is from RefSeq and is a predicted model, not a curated record. Bases 50 to 397 code for a protein of 115 amino acids. The transcript is spliced from 2 exons.
CGUCCGAUCUGCGUCGUCGAAGGAGUACGUCGUCCAAUGGCCGGCAAGCAUGAUUGGCACGUGGGAGCAGUUUCCAAUGGUUGCCCGCAUAUGGAUUGAGCAGCUGCAGCGGCCGCCAACUGGGGUGGCUGCCAUGUGUGACCAGCACUACAUGGAGUGGUACAACCGGCACUCGCACCCGAGGUUGAUCAGAGACGUCCACCACGACGACGACGCCGAUGAUGAUGAUGUGCCACCGCCCACUGCCGUGGAUGCGUGGAUGGGAAAGAUGACGCAGUUGGGACACAGACUUUUUGAGGAGAGGGACAACAUGACGACUGCAACAGGCAGAGCUGUUAUUGAUGAACUGGAACGGGCCCUUGAGCAGUGGCAGUGGGCGUCACAGAGAGAUUAUUGAUAUGUCGGCAGUGCAUUUAUAUAACAUUUUCCUAGUUGUUUGUAAAAGUUAACAUUAUCUAUUCUUAUAAUUAUUAUUUUAAGUUCUUAGAAUUUGACAUUAUAUUUUUAGUUUUUAUAAUUU